CUUUAGUCCCACAACGGCACUGGCAGAAGAUCUGACAGGUCAGAUCUUCGGUACGAUAAACGACUACGUCGCCAGUGGUGGAUUCGGAAAUGUUUACAGAUGUGAAUGGAGACGGCCGUCGGGCCCUGUCAAGGUCUGGCCAGUGUGCAGCACCGGCAUAACUUGUUGAUCAGCCUGUUCAUUAUCGCACUGCAGGUCGCAGUAAAAACCUUCAGGCAUCCGACGGAUUGCAUCUCAAAGCAGGACUUGAGAAGGUUUCGACGAGAAACUGCAAUAUGGUCACACCUCAUCCACGACAAUAUCGUCACGCUUUAUGGAACGACAGAGGAUUUUGGGCCAACCAUAGCCCUCGUCUCCCGAUGGUUUCCGGACGGCACGCUGUUCCGUUUGAUCACAGAACAGGGUGCCACAUUAACUAUUAAGUCUAAAUUGAAUCUGCUUCACGGCAUAGCAUCUGGGCUCUACUAUCUUCACUCUUUUCCUGUCGUUCACGGUGACAUCACGAGCUCCAACGUUUUGGUAGAUCUCAAGGACGGAGAUUACAAGGCUUGCCUAACGGACUUCGGUUUGUCAAGUGUUCUCUGUGAACAUUUAAAAGAACGCCGAAUUGAAGGAUCAUCCGUUCGGGCUGGUGCAAUCAGGUGGGCUGCGCCUGAGUUGCUCAGGCCACAUGAUCCCACUUCCAAUAUCAAACCGACCACCCAGAACGACAUGUAUUCCUUUGGUCGUGUCAUGUUCCAUUUGUUGACUCUGAUUGCUCCUUGGCAUGACAUUGACGACUACAAAGUCAUGCAAAAAAUUCAAAAAGGAGAGGAUAUCCCGCGUCCUGGGGUAUCCGAGACGACUGCUGACGUCACAGACGCCCGCUGGAAUCAUAUCGAGCAGUGUUGGUCAAUUGAUCCAUUUGCUCGACCGUGUGCCCUCACGGCUAUGAACUUCGUAAAGGGGGAACUAGAGGCUUUGAAUCAGGAUGUCUUUGUUGGCGGGGUACAGCAAAGCGAUCAAAGUACAUACUUGGUCGCCGAGCAGGCUGGGAUUUCGACCGCACUGUCGUCUCAGCCUUCCUUGCAAACCCUUGUUCCGUCACAUAACGCCGUUCCCUCUAAUCCUGUAGUACGUCACAUCUUAUCUACGGUCUCGUCGCUGGUGAGAGUCUAGUAGUGUAUUGUUUUCAUGUGUACUGAUCCUUCCACGCGGUCAAGUCACUUGCAGGUCCUUUGAAUGUGUUACUUUUCGGCGAGACUGGAGUUGGGAAAAGUGCCAUUAUCAACUUGAUUAUGGGACGCGACGUUGCACAGACGUCGCCAGAUGGAGCAACCUGCACACUGCAGCAUACCUCCCACGAAGUCAGUCUUGGAGAUUGCCGAUUCAAACUUUGGGAAGUUUCCUCACUCGGAUCGAUGGGUUUUUUCCGGACCCUUUUUGCAA
This is a messenger RNA of Suillus subaureus, 1428 nucleotides long. Its product is annotated as kinase-like domain-containing protein. The transcript has 8 exons. The record is from RefSeq and is a predicted model, not a curated record. The coding region runs from base 106 to 1158 and encodes 350 amino acids. NCBI's taxonomy places the organism in Eukaryota, Fungi, Basidiomycota, Agaricomycetes, Boletales, Suillaceae. Gene Ontology annotation, biological process: protein phosphorylation. Gene Ontology annotation, molecular function: protein kinase activity; ATP binding.